This is a messenger RNA of Anopheles funestus (African malaria mosquito), 2194 nucleotides long. Its product is annotated as dynein light chain 1, cytoplasmic. Gene Ontology annotation, biological process: microtubule-based process; cilium assembly. Lineage: Eukaryota; Metazoa; Arthropoda; Insecta; Diptera; Culicidae. The record is from RefSeq and is a predicted model, not a curated record. The transcript is spliced from 3 exons. The coding region runs from base 285 to 554 and encodes 89 amino acids. Gene Ontology annotation, cellular component: cytoplasmic dynein complex. Gene Ontology annotation, molecular function: dynein intermediate chain binding; dynein light intermediate chain binding.
GCCUGGAAAAUUCACACUAUCUCGAAUUCGCCGGAACAACGCACGUCGGUUUUUCGUCUGCAUCGUCGUCUUGUGCUAACACACAGAGAGAAAAGAGCAAGUGCGAAAGAGUGAACUACGGCUCAGCUUAUUUUAUCGGUGUGCUAGGCAUUUAGUUACAAACCUUUCCUUGCUAAUCGCCAAAUUUGAACCGUGCUUCGUGGGAAUAUCUCGCGUGAAAAAGGUCUUCGUCUUCAACGCCAUCAUCGCCAUCUAGACACCCCAGAACAAAUAGUGCUAGAAAAAUGAGUGACCGCAAAGCCGUCAUCAAGAAUGCCGACAUGGGCGAAGAGAUGCAGCAGGACGCAGUCGACUGUGCAACACAGGCACUGGAAAAAUACAACAUAGAGAAGGAUAUCGCUGCCUACAUAAAGAAAGAAUUCGACAAAAAAUACAACCCCACCUGGCACUGCAUCGUGGGUCGAAACUUUGGAUCGUACGUGACGCACGAAACGCGCCACUUCAUAUACUUCUAUCUCGGUCAGGUUGCCAUCCUAUUAUUUAAGAGCGGUUAAACCACAAAAUUAGCUUAAUAUCAUCAGAAUGCGGAAGGGGGCGAACGGAGGAGGAAGCGAAAGAGAGGUGAUGCCACACGGAAGGCGGAGCGGUAGAUUGCGUUAGAAAUGGCAACGAUUGCGUAUAACAGCGGCAUCCAGACUCGGACACGGCCUUCAACGUAUAGCGUCGUAAGUUGCUGGGAACCGUAUGGAUUCGUAUGGGAGUAAUAGAAACGAAAAGGUGAAUAGACAACUGGAUAGUGAAGUGUGUGAGCAUUAUUUGGAGGGAGUGAAAAUUUGACAUUCUUUAUAUAUUUAACGAGAACUGUACUAAAUCUCGUACGUCGCAGAACUGUAUUUAUUAAGUAAACCAACCAACUUUACCGGAAAUCGUGAGAACGACAAAAAGGUACGAUCAAUCAGUGGUCGUACAAUAUGUUUGGAUCAAGAAGAGAAAACCAUCUGUCCAGUCGCGCCCCAGUAUAAUCUCUUGCCUCAAAUUCUCCUUUGAAUUGGCAGCUAUUUGAAGUUUUACGCAAGCCCAAUGCCAGAAGAGGCUGAGCGGGGAAAGCAGAUGUUCAAGUAUAACUAGAAUUGCAUUGCGUUCAGUAAGGAUAUAUCAUUGUGAUUGUGAAUUGGAAUAGAUGUACAGGAUCGCUGCCUUUGUCCACUACCCCGCAACAACUUGCUGAAAAGAAAACAAAAUUCUAGAAAUACAAUCAGUCUCGAUUGCCUGGGAGUUUAUAUGUGGCCAUUUUAUGAUUGAACGAUCCAUCGCAGAGGCUACGGAAGAUGGAAGUGUAAAAACAGGAAGUCGGUAUGACAAGGAGCAGAAUAAGUUGGACAGAAUUAGAAGAGAGAACUGGGCGAUCUUUCGUUAAUCAUCAUUCUGGACGAUAGCUCUUCCAUUAGAGAAAAGGGUUGCGUGCGCUUUUUUUUACUAGGAACCGAUCAUAGGAACAUUCAUUAACUUGCAGGAACUCAGAAACACACGAUUUUUUAGUUGUGAAAGAGAAGCGAUUGCGGAAUCUCUCAACCGAAACGAAAAGAAGAAAUCAAUAGGCAGGCUCGUUACUUGAAUGGUGUCCUAUUCAAUUCGCUUUCCCAGGUGAUGUAGUGUAAGAAGCAUUGGUUGACUCGCAAGAUUUCGCAAUAAUUCUAUAUCGUUCGAUCGAUAGAAUAUUUGGAAUGGCGAGUUUGUUUUGAGUUAACGUUUUGUUUAGUUUGGAUAUGCACUUAACGGAAGGAGAUUUUUUCUCCAUGAAAGAUGGUCUAGGGCGUGAACGAAACAUGUUAUGUUUCUACGGCAGGAUACGUAAUGUUCCGCACUGCGUCGCGUGUUGCCUCAGGAGCGACGUAGAUAGUUGAGAGGUGUUCCUAGGUCUUUUUUUCAACGUUAAGUAUAGACGGCGCUGGAUUGCUUUUGACUCCCUCAAUGAAUGUAUGAUGUUUCAGUUAUCAUUUCCUUUUUCUUUAACAAUGGUUAUUAGUAGUAGUUUUGUUUUUCCACUAUAGUAUAUCAAACGAAAGAAGGAGUAUAAAUAAAGAAUUACACUCGAAAUACAAAACUAACUGCAUAGAACUGAAGAGAGCCUAUUGUGUUGGUAGUAGCGAACAAAUCUAACUCUCUCUCUCUCAUACACACACGCACUGAAAGU